AUGGCCAGGAUUGUGACUCUUUUUGCAGGUACAGUUAUUCACGUUACUUUCUGUUUUUUACUUUGUAGUAUAAUGUUUUCUUAUUUCUGCACUAUUACAAAUAAUGUGUUGUAUGUCAGAUAAUAAAUGGGGUGUUGGGUGUAAAUAUUGGAUGUAAUAUUAAUUUAUGUUGGUAUUUCAGUGAUGUUAAUCUUACAACUGCUGGUUACCGGCACCACAAGUCUUCGUGGAGGUCUGAUUCGAGGGCGACGAGAUGCAGAAUCAGAAGAGUUGGAUAUGAGAAGACUCAGUCCUUCUCAAGUCUACAGUUACUUCUCUCCAGAUGGUCGCUUAUUCUUUGUACCGAAUCGACAAAACUUAAUGCAUCAGCUUGAUUAA
Messenger RNA from Bursaphelenchus okinawaensis, 378 nucleotides. Lineage: Eukaryota; Metazoa; Nematoda; Chromadorea; Rhabditida; Aphelenchoididae. The record is from the annotation of a GenBank genome assembly.